Messenger RNA from Rotaria sordida, 304 nucleotides. The record is from the annotation of a GenBank genome assembly. Lineage: Eukaryota; Metazoa; Rotifera; Eurotatoria; Philodinida; Philodinidae.
AUGAUGCAGACUUUUAUCAGAAGUAGUGUUCUUUUAAUUAACAAGCAUCUCUCAAUACCAACAUUAAUAGUGAACAGAACAGUGUCAUCUACAGCGGCUUUGUACGAAACGAAAAUUUUGGCUAUUGGCGCAACUAAAAAUAUAGCUGCGGAAGCACAAAAAUCUUUGAUCGCAUUGGGAUAUAAAAAUUCAAAACUACUUGGCGUUUACAAUACAGAGGAAAGUGAUCAGGAAUUAAUCACUGCACUCAAAGAAAAGCAAUGGGAUGCAAUAUCAAUUGGUAUAUUUAGUUCUUUUGACUACU